Messenger RNA from Nerophis lumbriciformis (worm pipefish), 459 nucleotides. NCBI's taxonomy places the organism in Eukaryota, Metazoa, Chordata, Actinopteri, Syngnathiformes, Syngnathidae. The record is from RefSeq and is a predicted model, not a curated record.
AUGGCGUCUCAAACGAGACAGUGUGACGGAAGCACGCUACGAGCGCCGGCUUGCGGCGGGCGCGUCAGGACCAAGACGGUGAAGAAGGCGGCCCGGGUGAUCAUCGAGAAGUAUUACACGCGGCUGGGCAACGACUUUCACACCAACAAGCGCGUGUGCGAGGAAAUCGCCAUCAUUCCCAGCAAGAAGCUCCGAAACAAAAUCGCCGGUUACGUCACGCAUCUGAUGAAGCGCAUCCAGCGAGGCCCCGUCCGAGGCAUCUCCAUCAAGCUGCAGGAGGAGGAACGCGAGAGGCGCGACAACUACGUUCCCGAGGUCUCCGCCUUGGACCAGGAGCUGAUCGAGGUGGACCCCGACACCAAGGAGAUGCUGAAACUGCUGGAUUUUGGCGGUCUGUCCAACCUUCAGGUGACGCAGCAAACUGUCGGCAUGAACUUCAAACAACCCCGAGGAGUUUAA